GCUGCCGGGCGCCGAGCCCGCCGCGCACUGCUACUGCGGCCACCAGUUUGGCCAGUUCGCGGGGCAGCUGGGCGACGGCGCCGCCAUGUACCUGGGCGAGGUGUGCACGGCCGCCGGCGAGCGCUGGGAGCUGCAGCUCAAGGGCGCCGGCCCCACGCCCUUCUCCAGACAGGCCGACGGCCGCAAAGUCCUGCGGUCGAGCAUCCGCGAGUUCCUGUGCAGCGAAGCAAUGUUCCACCUGGGCAUCCCCACCACGCGGGCCGGGGCCUGCGUCACGUCCCAGUCCACAGUCAUUCGAGACGUCUUCUAUGAUGGUAAUCCAAAAUAUGAGAAGUGCACAGUUGUGCUGCGCAUAGCUUCCACUUUUCUAAGGUUCGGAUCCUUUGAGAUUUUUAAGUCUGCAGAUGAGCACACAGGGCGUGAAGGGCCCAGUGUGGGGAGAAAUGACAUCCGAGUCCAGAUGCUUGACUAUGUGAUCAGCACGUUUUAUCCUGAGAUCCAGGCCGCGCACGCGGAUGACCGUGUGCAGAGGAAUGCCGCCUUCUUCCGGGAGGUGACCCGUCGCACGGCCCGGAUGGUGGCGGAGUGGCAGUGUGUGGGCUUCUGCCACGGCGUGCUCAACACAGACAACAUGAGCAUCGUGGGGCUCACCAUCGACUACGGGCCCUUCGGCUUCCUGGACAGGUACGACCCUGACCACGUGUGCAAUGCUUCCGACAACACUGGGCGCUACGCAUACAGCAAGCAGCCCGACGUUUGCAAGUGGAACCUGCAGAAGCUGGCGGAGGCCCUGGAGCCCGAGCUGCCCCGCGAGCGGGGCGAGACCAUCCUGGCCGAGGAGUUCGACCCGGAGUUCCGCCAGCACUACCUGCAGAAGAUGCGCAGGAAGCUGGGCCUGGUGCGCGCCGAGCUGGACGAGGACGGGGCGCUGGUGGCCAAGCUCCUGGAGACCAUGCACCUGACUGGGGCCGACUUCACAAACACCUUCUACUUGCUGAGCUCCUUCCCAGUUGGGCCAGAGUCCCUGGGCCUGCCUGAGUUCCUGGCCGCGCUGACCGCACAGUGUGCCUCCCUGGAGGAGCUGAAGCUCGCCUUCCGACCCCAGAUGGAUCCCCGGCAGCUCUCGAUGAUGCUGAUGCUGGCACAGUCCAACCCCCAGCUCUUCGCGCUCAUCGGCACCCGGGCGAACGUGACGAAGGAGCUAGAACGCGUGGAGCAGCAUUCGCGGCUGGAGCAGCUGAGCCCGGCUGAGCUGCUGAGCAAGAACAGGGGCCACUGGGCUGACUGGCUCCAGGAGUAUGGAGCCCGGCUGGAGAAGGACAGGGAGGGCGUCAGCGACAAGGAUGCCUGGCAGGCUGAGCGCACGCGCGUCAUGCAUGCCAACAACCCCAAGUACGUCCUGCGGAACUACAUCGCCCAGAAUGCCAUCGAGGCCGCCGAGAACGGAGACUUCUCAGAGGUGCGGCGGGUGCUGAAGCUACUGGAAACCCCUUACCACAGGGACGGGGAGGCCACCGAGGACCUGGAGGCCACUGAGCCUGAGGGGGCUGGCGGGGCAGACAGUGGGGGGCACUCCUACAGCAGCAAGCCCCCACUGUGGGCAGCCGAACUGUGCGUGACGUGAUCCUCGUAAUGGCCUUGGAGGCCUCCACAUGUGGAGCCCCCAAGGCCCCGAGUCCCACCGAGUCCUUGAGACGGUGCCACCCUGUGGACAAACCCACCCCCGUCUCUCCAUGACGGCCGAGACGUCCAGUCAGGACCUGACCUGUCUCUGUCUGACGCAGACUCAGCAGCCCAGCCCCACGCUCAGAGACGCGGCCCCCCAAAUAAACCAGCAGCUUCCCUGGCC
Messenger RNA from Leptonychotes weddellii (Weddell seal), 1849 nucleotides. It is a transcript of the gene SELENOO, whose product is annotated as selenoprotein O. Lineage: Eukaryota; Metazoa; Chordata; Mammalia; Carnivora; Phocidae. The record is from RefSeq and is a predicted model, not a curated record.